UACCAACACUUGCAAAUGUUUGACUCCUGACCACAGACUUGAGCGUGAAGUUGGAGAACCUGUGGGAAAUAUAUACGUGUUUUCCUGCUGAAGCCCUUCCAAGUCCCGGGCAUUCUUCGGCCUGACAGAUGUUCCUGAGCAGCGUGGGUGUGGCUGCCUUUUCGGAUGGGCGGAUGAUGGAGGGGCAGGAGCUCCAGUCAGUGAGCAAGUUGGAGGAGCAACUCCAACAAGCUCGGCAACGGUCCAAAGAGCUCAGGCAGCAGUUGCGGUUGGAACUCGAAGCGGCAAGCGAACUUGAAAAACGACUGGAGAAGGUCCGUGCAGACAAGGCCGUGACGAGGCAGCUGAUUGCACAGGAACUCCAAGAAGUCAAAGUGGCACAUGCAAAGCUUCAAGAGGUGAAAGGCCGCGAUGGGACGCCCACAGAGCGGGCGCGUCAGGCCCUCUCCUCGAGCGUUCUCGCCAGUGACACCGGGGCGUUGACGGUGCAGCGCUGCGACGUGCUGCAGCAGCGUGCGCGUGCCUUGCUGCACGGGGGGGCCGACCUGGAAGCCGCAGGCGGCAACAGCUGCCUGAGCGAGGCGCGGGAGGCUGCAGAGAUCGUCGAGCAGUUGGAGGACUUGGGCCAUGGAGAUGAUGCGCUUUAUCGAGCCCUCCUGCAGUUCAGCCUGAGGGGCUUGGAGCGGCAUUUGGAGCCCGACGAUCCGGAAGUGCUGGCACGGGUCCAUUCCUUGGGCGUCUCCUUGGAGAAUCUGGGCGAGAAGACCCUGGCUUUGCAGUUCUAUCAACGUGCCUAUGAGAGUCGUUCGCAGCGUUUGGGGUCAGAACAUCGAGACACCUUGGAUUCAGGCUACAAUUUGGCCACCUGCUAUCGAAACGUGGGGAAGCUUUCGGAAGCGGAAGUUCUCUUCGAGAAUGUUCUCACGUGUAGUCAACGAGUCUUGGGGUCACAGUGCCCUUUGACCAUUGACACGGCUGAGCAGUUGGCUGAUUUAUUAGAGCGGAAGGACCUGGUCGCAGCGUGGAAGCUCCGACGUUCACUCCUGGAAUGGUCCCGGUCCGCCUACGGCGAGGACGACCCUGCCGCCCUUCUGGCCAUGGCGAAGCUCGCCGGCGUGCUGAAGCGUGCGGCGGACGCCGGCGUCGCCAGUCGCCUGGCUGCGGCGGAGGCGUUGAAGGCCUCGGUGGCGCGACAUCAGAAGGUCCUGGGAGCUGAGAGCCCAGAGGCCAUCCAAGCCGCAGCAGAGUUGGCAGAGUUCAUGGCGAGCUCUGGUGCAAAAGCGCCGCCUCGCCUCAAAUGGUUUCAGGCUGGAGGAGAUCUUCUGCAUGAAGAUCAGCGAGAUCAUGCGUGAGGCGGCUCCAUUGUUUUCUACACAGAAGAAGAAGGCCUGUGAGCCUGCGUAGCACACUCCAGAGAAAGUUGUCUAGUAGCAAGCGCUUAUAGAGCAGGUCAAAUCUGAGUACUUGCUUGCCUUGAAGAAAUUGAAAGGUAUGCAUUUGGAAUCUGGCUACAAACCCACUCACAAAGGUUGGGUGCCUAGCCAGGUUACUGAAUGCUUUCUGUGUGGAUGGGCUAAGCACUCGUGUUCUUGGCAGUACAGGGCCUCUGGCAAAAGGCGUUUGGUGACGGGAUCAACCUGUCUAUGCUGUGUGAAAGCAACCAAAGUGCUGAAAGUUAGUCGGUCCGUUCAUACGCUCCAAAAGCUUGGCUUGAAGCUAGCCGUUGUCACUGUUUCCCAGUUUUUGCAGCAGAAACGCGGGGGCGCUGACACUUGCUCCUGUGAUGCUUGUAAAGUGGCGUGAUUAGCUGGCUGACCCAACGCCAUCGAGACGGGGUCAUGGC
Durusdinium trenchii is the source of this 1843-nucleotide messenger RNA. NCBI's taxonomy places the organism in Eukaryota, Dinophyceae, Suessiales, Symbiodiniaceae. The record is from the annotation of a GenBank genome assembly.